UGAAUGGAAUUGGUGGCCCCAUUCCGCAACCCUGGUUGGCGUGUUGCGUGGUACAGUUCUGUCUCAAGGGUGCGUAGCUCGUACAAUGUUGUUCUCCCACAGAUGUGCGCGUUCCCCCUGCAGCUGGCAACUUCAAUGGCGCCGAUCUCUCUUUUUGUGUUCCAGCUCAGCCAGGCCUCAUUGCGAUGGCGAACGGGAUGUUCGGGUGCCAGCACUGCACCUACGCUUCCAAGUGGCGGUAUGCCGUGCGUAGACACGCUCAAAUGCACGGCCCAGGAGGUCCAUACAGUUGCACGCUUUGCCCGGGCACCUUUCUCAAGGAGCAUCAACUCAACAGGCACAUGAACAUGCACUUGUACGAGGAGCACAGACAACGUCAUGUCCAACAUGAUACGUCUGCUAGCACGGCCUCGCAAGAAUGACAAGUUCUGUACUGUUCAUCAUAAUGCGCAGACUGACCAAUGUGGAAUCUCCCAUGCACGUGUGUAGCUGCGUGGCAACAUAGAGUCACGAAUUGUCGUCGUCGUGAAGUGUCGUAGAAUGCGCCUUGAAAUGUUGAGCGCUCGUUGUGCUAAUCACGCCGUUCGAGAUCAUCCCAGAAGAUUCGAGUGCAGAUUCUGCCCGUACGUCUCGAACUGGAAGGAUGUCCUGACGAGACACGAACGAAUCCACACGGGCGAGAGGCCCUAUGAGUGUCACGUCUGCAACUACAAGUUCUCCCUGCGGCACCACCUCAUGAGGCACUUCCGUUGCCACACGGGCGAGAAGCCGCACCGCUGCACGGCGUGCUCCAAGUGCUUUUCGCAGAAAGAGACGUUGACGAGACACUUGAUUCAACCGGGACCCAUUCUGACCACCAACUGGAUGUACAAAUGUCCCCUCUGCCCGUACGUAUCAAGAUGGCGCCACGCCGUACUGAGGCACUCGCGGACGCACUGCCCUGAUGGACCCUACAGGUGCAGCAUCUGUCCCAGCACGUUCGUCAAGGAAUCUCAACUCAACAGGCACAUGCGUUUCCAUAGUUACGCAGCACAGGAUUGACCAAGUGACCAAAGUAUGGAUGUGGGGUAGUCGUGGG
Messenger RNA from Ornithodoros turicata, 1078 nucleotides. RefSeq names its product zinc finger and SCAN domain-containing protein 22-like. Gene Ontology annotation, biological process: regulation of transcription by RNA polymerase II. The transcript has 3 exons. Bases 541 to 1041 code for a protein of 166 amino acids. Lineage: Eukaryota; Metazoa; Arthropoda; Arachnida; Ixodida; Argasidae. The record is from RefSeq and is a predicted model, not a curated record. Gene Ontology annotation, molecular function: RNA polymerase II cis-regulatory region sequence-specific DNA binding; DNA-binding transcription factor activity, RNA polymerase II-specific.